This is a messenger RNA of Papaver somniferum (opium poppy), 3650 nucleotides long. RefSeq lists its product as uncharacterized. The coding region runs from base 151 to 3339 and encodes 1062 amino acids. The transcript is spliced from 2 exons. The record is from RefSeq and is a predicted model, not a curated record. Lineage: Eukaryota; Viridiplantae; Streptophyta; Magnoliopsida; Ranunculales; Papaveraceae.
ACUCCUUGCCCUAACUAUUGCAAAACGCAUUUGGACUGAUAAAGUGAGACUCCCACUGCUGCUGAUGCUCCCGGUUCUUCUUCUUCCUCCUCUUUACACAUCGGGCUUCAGUUAGGAAGAGAAGGUCAAUUUGGGAUUUUUGUGAAUUAGAUGAUGGAGAGAGGUGAGAUCGAAGCAGGUGUUCGAAGAUGGGUUGCUUUAAUCUUGGUGAAGUAUAAUGACUAUGAUGGUGCUAAGAAAAAGCUAAUUGAAGCACAAACAUCUUAUCCAGGAAUUGAAUAUGUUGAUGAGUUGAUAAAAUUAUGUGACAUAGCAUGUACAGCUAAGUCUCAGGAGCGUGGAAUUGAUUGGUACUCGGUUCUCGGCACUAACAAGACAGCCAAUGUGUCUGACAUAGAGUUUAAGUACACGGAGCUGAUGAGAACUUUGGAACCGGUUAAGAACAAAUUUCCGGAAAUUCAAUCAGCUUUGGGGCUUAUCAAAAAAGCUUAUAGUGAGUUUAUUUCGAGAAGGGCAGCAAGCUUGGUUCCUUGUGGUUCUGUGAAUCCAUUAGACGCGGUGCAUUCAGAAACCAUGAAUAUUGAUAGAGGAGCUACUUCACAAAGUUCUUCUGGGACUAAGAGAAUUGUCAGCGAGGAUUCAGAUAAUAACAGUUUAAUAUGCAAUACAGGGGAGCAGCCUUUAAAGAGGGUAAGAAGUUUGGGUGGGAAUGACUGUGAAGUUAUGGGUGAGACCCAAUCACUUAAUAAACUAAUAGGAAAAGUUUGUAGCCAAGAAGCAGGGUCGGAUACUGCUGAAUGCAAGUGUAGAUUAAAUGAAAUGCAGAAUCCUGACCCGUUAUCAAUAGCUGAGAAUGUUGAUAUGGAUACGGUUGCAGCAGAAUUUAGUAAUGGUGCCAGCAUUAAGCACCAAAAUUCUGGAUCUCCUCUUAUAACUUCAGUGCCGAAUCCGGAAAUCUAUACAGUGAAUCAAUGUGCAGUGGAUGUUGCUCUUAAGGAUCAAAUUGUCAAGAAACUCAUUACAUAUUCGCGGCAAAGACAUCUAUCACCAAAAACAUGUGAAGAAAGAAAGAGUCAGGCUGAUGGAAAAUCAAAAGAUGAAAGCACAUCUUCAGAAAAUAUGGAAAUGGACAGGUCAUCAAGAGAGAACGUAGGUAAGCUAACUGCAAAAAAUAGCAAAGAGAAAGUGGCAGAAGAGAUUGACAUUGGUGUCAGUUUGGGUGGAUUUACGGGGAAUGUAUCUGGGUAUGGAAGCAGUGUAAGUCACUCAGAUGAUGCAGCUAAUAAGUUGGUUGACAAAGAAAAAGUGGCUGAAGAGAUUGAUACUGAGAGUGAUUGUGUCAUGUUGGGUGGGGAUGAUUUUGAACUGUUACCUGAGACCCAAUCACUCAAUACACUCACAGGAAUAGUUUGUGGCCAACAAGUGCUCUCCGAUACUGCUAAAAGAAAUACUAGAUUAAAUAAAGUGGAAGGAUCUUUAGGAACAUCAUCUGGGAGCUUAGUGAAAAUCGUUCACAAGGAAUGUACUCUAAUAUUUCAUGACUUCAACAACCAUACAAGGGCUGGUGUAUUUGCAGUGGGUCAGUUUUUGGCUGUUUACGAUCAAGAAAAAAUGCCUCGACUGUAUGCUCAAAUUAAUAGAAUUGAGACUUGUUAUAAGACGGAAACAAAUUGCACAGAAUACGCAUUUUAUCUUAGGUGGUUGAGGCCUGCUCCUGUUAACGCAGAUGAGAGAAAAUGGCAUGACGCAGGUUUGCCUGUAUCUUGCGGGUUAUUUAAGCUGGAUAGUGAUAAGAUAGGAAAAUGUGACACUGUAAUUUUCUCACAUUUGGUCUCAUCGUUACAAGAAUAUCGUGUUCUUGCGGGUUAUUCGAAAGAACUGUUUGAGCUUUAUCCACGAAAAGGUGAAGUAUGGGCAAUUUAUAAAGACUGGAAACCAUUAGAUUGGUGCUCGGAUCCUGAAACAAGAAUAGGAUGCAAGUUCCAGCUUGUAGAAAUUCUCAGUAAUUACUCGACAAGAGAUGGUAUUAAGGUUGCACCAGUAGUAAAGGUGGCAGGGUAUAAAACCAUCUUUCGAUGGCAUGGCCUGUGUUAUCAAAUUGCUGCUCGCAACUUGUUUAGGUUUUCUCAUAAUGUACCAGUUAGGUUUGCAGGUUACAAGAGGGAUUUACUUCCAGGUCGGAUACUUGAUCUCGACCCAUUGUCAAUACCUGACGAUGUUGCUGUGGAUGCGGUUGCUGAAGAAUUCAGUAAUGGUUCCAGCAUUAAGCACCAAAAUUCUGGAUUUCCUCGUACAUCUUCAGUGCCGAAUCCUGAAAUCAAUACAGGGAAUCAAUAUGCAGGGUGUGUUGCUCCUAGGAAUCAAAAUGUCAAACAGUGCAAUACAACUUCAAGGUUAAGACUUCUUUCCCCAAGAUCAUGUGAAGUUCAUAAGAGUCAGGCUGCUGGAACAUCAAAAGGUGGCAGCACAUCUUUAAAUGUAGUGGAAGCAUCUUUAGGAAGAUCAUCUUGGAGCGCGGUGAAAUCCACAGUUCAGAAGGAACCUACUCUAGAAUUUCAUGACUUCAGCAGCUAUGAGAAGGCUUGUUCAUUUACAGUUGGUCAGUUUUUGGCUGUUUACGAUCAAGAAAAAAUGCCUCGAUCGUAUGCUAAAAUUACCAGAAUAGAACAUUGCUUUAAGAAGGAAACAAAUAGCACAGAAUACGCAUUGUAUGUUAGGUGGUUGAGACCUGCUCCUGUUAACCUUGAUGAGAAAAAAUGGCAUGAGGCAGGUUUGCCUGUUUCUUGCGGGAUCUUUAAGCUGAACAGUAAUAAGGUACACAAGUGUGACGCCGUAGUUUUCUCACAUUUGGUCUCGUUUCAAGAAUAUGGUAUUUCAAAAGAACUGGUUGAACUUUAUCCACGAGCAGGUGAAGUAUGGGCACUUUAUAAAGACUGGAAACCUUUUGAUUGGUGCUCGAAUCCUAAAACAAGAAAAGGUUGCAAGUUCCAGCUUGUAGAAAUUCUCAGUGAUUACUCGACAGCAGCUGGUGUUAAGGUUGGGUCAUUAGCAAGGGUGGCAGGGCAUAGAACUAUCUUUCUAAGGAGUGGCCUCUCUUAUCAAAUUGCUGCUAGCAAAUUGUUUGGGUUUUCUCAUAAUAUCCCAGUUAGGUGCGCAGGUAACAUGAAGGGCUUGUUUUCAGGUAUGGUGCUGGAUCUCGACCCAUUAUCAAUACCUAAGGAAGUUGUUGUGGAUAUUGUUGCUGCAGAAUUCAGUAAUCGUUCUUCCAGCAUUAUGCACCAAAAUUCUGGAUCUGCUGAUAUAACUUCAACGCGGAAUGUGAUCCAACCCCAGCACUGACAUGCUUUUCUUGUAUAUGACCUACAUACAAAAAAGGUGAAAACUAGCUGUACAAAACGAAGCAGGUAUAGACAUUAUGGUAAAUGCAGUGAGUUCGUCUUUUGGAUUUUGUCAAGUUGGUGUAACCCGUAAAUAUAGAAUGGCAUCCAAAUACCACAACAAUUUGUUUUCCAGGGCCGUCUUUUGUGUUGUAGUUCCCUUGUUUUCCGUGAUACGGACGAUAAUUGCACUGUCAAUCAAAAUGUGAAAACCAGCUGUUGUUGAGAACUACGUAGUUGAUGAUUUUGAACCUUCACUGGCUGCAAUACUGA